AUGAAUGACGAAGUUAUUUAUACUAAUAAAUCUUCUGACAAAGAAAGUCCUCUUCGUAUGAUUUCAUAUUCGGAUAAAAUUCGAACUGUCAUGGAUCCUAACCACAUGCAAAUUACUGCUCUGCAUGUAAAUAUUUAUAACGAAUUGGUGAUUGGUUUACGACAACAAGGACCAGCAUUUCCAGUAAGUGAUUUGUCCGUGCGGCGAAUUGCAAUAUUUGGUAGUGACUAUCGAGGCCCAAUUAAUUUGGAGACGGACACCAAAGGGAGAAAAUUGUUUUCUUAUCCUUCUUUCAUCAGAACUGAUUCAGAAAACGUAUUGUAUGUUGCUGAUUUGGACACAUUGGACUUUACGGGAAGGCUACUUGCGGUAAAUAGAACUGAGCGCUUGAAAUUUGCAUACAGUGGACCGCCUAGUUUAGGUGUAUUCUGUCCGCAUUCAUUCGCUAUAACACCGAUAGACAACAUCAUACUGCUGGACAAUCUUAACAAUUCUUUACAUGUAUUGAAUCCAAAUGGAAUUCUCCUGGCUUUACAGUCUCUUGUCAAGUUAAAUAUAGGAAUAGCAAGUGCAUUGUGUAUUGACAAUGUAGGACAUUUAUUAAUAGGCUGUAGAGGUAUGGAUGGCCAAACUGGAAAAAUUUAUGUCGUGAAGAUUGCAGAUCGUUUCAUGUGA
This is a messenger RNA of Mytilus trossulus (common blue mussel), 675 nucleotides long. RefSeq lists its product as uncharacterized. Bases 1 to 675 code for a protein of 224 amino acids. The record is from RefSeq and is a predicted model, not a curated record. NCBI's taxonomy places the organism in Eukaryota, Metazoa, Mollusca, Bivalvia, Mytilida, Mytilidae. The transcript has a single exon.